Messenger RNA from Peronospora farinosa, 1692 nucleotides. NCBI's taxonomy places the organism in Eukaryota, Oomycota, Peronosporomycetes, Peronosporales, Peronosporaceae. The record is from the annotation of a GenBank genome assembly.
AUGGCCGGGGGAAUGUACACUAAGAUGACGUCUUCUGGUUCAUCGCUUCUUACGAAUCCACGAUCAAUUUCAAAGGAAUUAGAAGCUAAAAUCUCACUGGCCAUUGCAAAUGUAAUUACAUCUCAUGAUGUAACGAAAUUAACAACGAAAAUGGUCCGACAGACAGUGGAAAAACAAGUUCAUGUAAGUCUUACGACCCAUAAGGACGUCCUUAAGCGAUUAAUGCAUCAAGAAUUACGUAAAUUAAAAGCAAAGAAAUUGGCAAAACGAGCAGUUCCAGAGCCUUGGAAAAAAACACUAAGACGUGAAAGUAUCAUCAAAGGUCUUGGUCGAAUCUAUUUAAUGUUACGUGAAUCUCCCGUGAUUUUCCCGGACUGGGGACUGCAUGCUAUUCAAUCACUUUAUGACCUGCAGAUGGUCGAAGAGGGUAAAGUAUUGCAAUUAGCGACACUUUAUGCCCGACUUAUGGGUGCUUUAUGGCUAAAGGAAGACCGACACGCAGAUUGGACACUAGGCUCUAUUCCCACGCCGACGCAGCUCGUUAAUGUAAUUCGAGCUGCUUAUGUGGUAGAACGUCUAGGAAUCUCCCAUCCGAGACGUGUCGAACUCUUGGACUUUUGUGAUCGAUCGCCUCCUGUCUAUGGCCCUGAGAAACUCUUAGGGUGGAAUCCCGCAGAGGGUCCACCACCGCCGACUGACCAGAGUGGAGCCUCAAUAUACGAGCGACUGACGAGAGCACUGGUUCUAUGGCAGCAGUCGCAUGGCCUUGGGAUCUCGAUUGGAUUCACCUUGUCGCAGUUGCUCCAACACUUGCUAUCGGUGUAUCCAUACCAAGGCCCUGGUGAUCUUUCGCCCCAAGAAUAUGAAGACCAGGUGCACUUUGUCACUACACUGGUGUUUGUACUUACCCACCAUGGAAAGUUGCGCUGCGAGACGGACCUUCUUCCUCAUGAAUACUUCUUCUUGCGCCAUCAUGUUGCAUAUCACCUCGCACAACAAGACGUGGCUUUGCUCGGAGAGACUUUACGGGCUUUACGGUGCUUUGAAGGCUCGAGUAAUCUCGUCCAAAUGCGUCGAGGAAUGGCUUUCUUGUUGCUUACUCAACACGAAGAUGGGUCUUGGGUGACUGAAUCGGCACAAAACGACGCCUAUCAGCGAUAUUUUUCAACUGUGCAAGCGCUGUGGGCACUGUGCGAGCCUCGGCGAGUGGGAUUCGCGCCUGCCUUUCCGGAGGUCAUCCCGAUGCUAGAGCUACAUUUGAAUGCGGACAUCGGUGGCGUUGAUGUGAGAGAUGAUGCUGUGCCAUUUACAAACUGUUACCUGAGUACUUACACUUUGCUUCUGUCGCUGGUUCAGCAGGGCUCCACGAGUAGUGCAAUCAAUGCCAAAGAUAUAAAUGCCGAUUCUGAGGUAGCGGCAGCAACGGCAGCUGCCCCAUCUGAAAACGAAGACAUCGCAACCCGAAUUGGCUUCCUGCAGGGUUUACUGGAUCAGAAUGGCGACGUCAAGAGCGUUUCAGCCGCUCUUGCAACACACGUUUUGAGCACCCUCGCCGAUAUGAUGCUCACUGUUGAUAUCUUAAAGAGCACGGGCGUUGGGCGUACGAUUAACAAACUGCGCAAACACGCAACACCCUCGGUGGCAAAGGCGGCAACUCAACUUGUGGCAAAAUGGAAAAAGGACCUGCUGUAA